AUGGCAAGCAGUAUCAAGGACAAGGACCAGGACGUCGAGUCCAAGUCGCUCGAGGGCGACCUCGACCCCGAUACCGUGCCAACCGAGCACGAGCUGGCGACGCUGCGGCGCGUCCCAGCGGCGAUGCCAUGGCCGGCGCUACUCCUCUGCUUUGCCGAGCUGGCCGAGCGCGCAAGUUACUACGGCACCUCGGGCCUCUUCUUCAACUUUGUCAAGAACCCCCUCCCCAAAGGCGGGAGCGGCACCGGCGCCGUGCCCCGCGGAGACGCGUACAAGAACGCCAAGCCGGGCGCGCUGGGCAAGGGGCUGGUCGCUGCGAACGCGGUGACGACGACCUUCACGUUCCUCUCCUACGUCAUCCCCAUUGUCGGCGCCAUCCUCGCCGACACCCGGUGGGGGCGGUACAAGGCCGUGUGGGUCGGCACGCUGGUCGGCAUCUUUGCGCAUAUCCUCAUCGUCGUCCCUGCCAUUCCGGCAGUGAUCAAGGUGCCUGACGCGAGCCUCGCGCUGCUUAUCGUGUCAAUCAUGGUACUUGCGUUCGCGGCGGGCUUCCUCAAGCCUUCUAUCUCGCCGCUGCUGUGCGACCAGGUCACUGUGAAGCGGCCUACCAUCCGGGUUCAGAAGAACGGCGAGCGCGUCAUCGUCGACCCCGAGACUACGAUCGGGCGGUGGCUUAUGAUCUUCUACCUCUCUGUCAAUAUCGGGUGCUUCUUCUCCAUCGCCACGACAUACGCCGAGCGCUUUGUCGGAUUCUGGCUGGGCCUGUUCCUCCCCGGCAUCGUGUACGCCUUCGUGCCCAUCGUGCUCCUCCUCAUCAAGAACAGGCUGCAGCACGCGCCGCCGCAGGGCUCGGUGGUCCUCGAGGCGUUGGGCGUGCUCCGUAUCCUCCUGGCCGACGGCGGGAUAUGGAAGGCGCUCCGUGGCGGAGGCGACGCGUUCUGGGACCGCGCGCGGCCGAGCUAUAUCGCCAAGCAUAACAACGUAGCCCACCCCGAAAAGGUUUUCUGGGACGACCUGUUUGUCGACGAGAUCCGCCGCACCGUCUCCGCGUGCGGCUUUUUCGUGCUCCUCCCAAUCUACAACCUCGCGCAGCUCGGCAUCGCGUCCCAGCUCGGCGCGAUGUCCGUGUCCAUGGUGCUCAACCACAUCCCCAACGACAUCAUGGCCAACUUUAAUCCUCUUGGCGUCGUCGUCGGCUCCCCGCUCCUCACGUACGGCUUCUACCCCUUCAUGGCGUACAUCGGCUACCCUCUUGCUCCGAUGACGCGGAUUUCCAUCGGCUUCGUCAUCGGGUCGAUCGGCUCGACCAUCGCCGCCAUCGUCCAGUGGAAGAUCUACCAGACGUCCCCGUGCGGAUGGUACGCGACGAGCUGCGACGACGUGUCCAAGGUGUCCAUUGCGUGGCUCAUCCCCAUCCUCGUCAUCCCGGCCAUUGGCGAGCUCAUGGUCAAUGUGACGGCGUACGAGGUGGCGUACACGCACGCGCCGGCGCGUAUGAAGGGGCUCGUGUUUGCCUUGUGUCUCUUCAGCACGGCCAUCUCGGCGGCCUUCUCGCUCGCCUGUGCCGGCCUGAUCAAGGACCCCUGGCUCGUCUGGCCCUGGGUCGCCCUCACUGUCGCGGCCCUCAUCUGCGCCGUAAUCUUCCCCACCUACUUCCGCCACAUGAACAAGGCGCCCCAUACGUGGAACGACGAGGCGCGCCAGGCUGGAAAGCUCACUGGGUUUACGCUUAACAAGACGGAGGCGGCGCGGGUAGAGGAGGAGGUGUCGCCCGAGCUGCGCAAGUACUAG
Molecule: messenger RNA, 1791 nt
Organism: Vanrija pseudolonga
Lineage: Eukaryota; Fungi; Basidiomycota; Tremellomycetes; Trichosporonales; Trichosporonaceae
Product: Peptide transporter PTR2
Exons: 6
Coding region: 1-1791 (596 amino acids)
Biological process (GO): transmembrane transport
Cellular component (GO): membrane
Molecular function (GO): transmembrane transporter activity
Source: RefSeq, a predicted model, not a curated record